GGGGGAUGGGAUACACACACGGAUGUGUUGAGGGUGAGCUCACCGCACACGGAUGGCAUGGAUGGCCAGGCCACCCACUGACUAGAGUUUUGCUUGCCAGUACUCGUCCACCGAGUCCGGACAGUUGGCGCAGUUGCUCUCGGGCUCCCACGUCGACGGCCACACUGAUGGAUGACACCACACCACAACCGUCCGAUGGAUCGAUGCAACACAGCACAAAGCGUGUGAUGUGAUGUGAUGUGAUGCAUGUCGUGUGUAGUGACUCACUCACUGACCUUCUCCCUUUUUGCCUGGUUUCCACAUGACGUUGAACUCGAGGUUGCCGCGGCGGUCGUACCUGUGGCCCACGAUCUUGAGCACCUCCCACUCCUCGUCACCAUCGCUAUCCUCAUCUGUGUCAUGGUCCAAAUCCACCACCUCCUCCUCGAGCUUGACCUUCUUGGCCUUCUUGCGGGCUGGCGACCCCUUCCUCUUGAACCCCCCAUGCUUCACCUGGGCCCGCCCACGACCACCACCACCCCUGCCGGUCUCUCGGCCCCUCUUGGUGCCCUUUUUGCUGAGCUCGAGGCUGCUGUCGCGUGAGGGCCGCUUGGCCAUGCUCUUGGCUGCACCGUGCACGCCCAUCUCUUGGCAUUCAGCCAGUGUCAGGUUGGUCGGGCCCAGACCACCACCACCACCACCUCUACCUUUCGACACGCGGGGGGUCCUGCCCCUGCCCCUGCCCCUGCCAAGCACCUUGGCCCUCGACUUCGGGGUCGGGCCGGUCUUCAUUCGAACCAUCCGCACGAUGCCCCCAUCGCCGGAUGAGUCGUCGUGGCCAUCGUCCGCAGCCGCCUCUUCUUCUUCUGGCGCUGCCGCUGCCGCUGCUGCUGCUGCGGCGGCGGCGGCAGCGGCGUGCACGUGACGAGAUGUCGCCUGUGUGGGGGUCUUGGAUGUGAUGUGGAGUGUGGCGAUGAUGGCGUUGCCGCCGCCGGUGACGAUUCUGCCGUAGGUGCGGGUGGUCUGCCGGGCCUUCUUCUCGAGCUCUCUGCGUGCUGCGGCCUGGAUGGCGUCUGCCUCGUCCUGAGACUCGAUGAAGGCACCCACGGGGAGGGGGGCGGCUGCACGCGGGGAGGGGGAGGGAAGGUCGUCACGCCACACCAUGCGAAGCGGGCGGUUCCGACCCUGACCAACACAGACAGCACAUCAUGAGCAUCAAUCAAGUCAGCGGAUCCGUGCGCAUCGCAUCCCUCUCUCUGGCCUGGCUGGCUGCUCACUCACCUCGCGCAUUUGGUUCUCAGCCUGGAGGAACGGCGGCCCCGUGAACAGCUCCCCGUCAAUCAUCCCACAUAUCGAAGUCCCCGCCCUGAUCGACUCAGCGACCUUCUGCGCGUCCCGCUGUCCGCCCCCCAGCGCAUUGCCGAUGACACGCAGCCGCCCCGACUCGGUCAUGCAGAUGGUGGCCCCCUCGCACAGCCACACACGGCUGAUGCGGUCGGGGUCGCGCCGCACGCGGACACUGACAGGCUGGAAUUGUGGGUCGGGCAUGUUGGACUGCUCGGGUGGGUGUGAGGCGACGUUGUUGCUGCCGCUGCUGUCUUGGGUGUUGGGGGGGCUGGGCUGAAGGGGCAGAGGGUACAGAGAGACGCCGUAGAGCUGCUCGACCUCGCGCCGGCGGGCCUCUUCCAGCUGACGCUCGGCCGAGAAUGGUGGUCUUCCUGCAGCAGAGGAUUCCAUCCUGCAGGCAGGCAGACAGACAGACAGACAGAUGGGCCGGGCACAUUGGCAAAUGAUGCGUGAGCGUGGAUACCCUACCCUACCCGAAUCGGUCUGUGGUGGGGUUGGCGAUGUGUGCGUGUUUCCACCACUCGGGGUUGGCGAGGCCAUUCAGCUCAUAGGACGCAGACAUGUUGCCCAAGGAAAACUGCGACAGACAGACAGACAGACAGACAGACAAAGUGCAGUCCAUGGAGAAAGGGCCGGUCGGUCGAUGAGGCACACGUGUGGCGCACCGUACCUCGCUGGUGAAGUGUGGUGUCCAUUCGAUGGGCUCGGGGAUGUACUGCCGCCAAAGCUGCCGCGCCUGAUGGUCGCCUGCAUCAACAGACAGACAGGCCGGACGGAUGGCAGGGCCGGGGCAAUGGUGUUUGUUGUGUUUGUGUUGCUCACCGUACCGUUCCACUCGUAUAUGAUGCCGUCCUUGGUGACGGCAAUGCACUCGCUGCCGACAGCCGCUAUGUCACGCACGAGCCGGCCAAGCCCCUCAACGAACAGCGGACCCUUCACCUGCACCGCACCCAGCAGACAGACAGACAGACAGAGCGACCAACACACACAAGCGACGUGACGUCAUUGAGCUCACCCACCCCACCUGGAUCAUCUUGGCUUUGAUCUUGCCGCUGGGGUAAUGGCUGGGUGUCUUGGAGCCGCCGUCCAUGUCAGGCCGCCACUGCCACACGUGGCCAUUGGCCAAGAGCACCACACCUGUGUGCGCCUUGGGGCCACACACCAACUGACACACACACACACACACACACACACAGAGAGAGAGAGAGAGAGAGAGAGCGAGAGCGAGAGAGAGAGAGAGAGAGACUCUAAAUGCCGCCCGCCCCAAGCUUGUGUUGGUCGGUCCUUCCUCUUACCACCCCUCCCCCCACCCCGCCGACCUUCUCCGGAGGUGAUGGGAACCUGCGGAAACGAAUGUAGACAUCUGGCCCCUUGACGAACAGCGCCAUGUUGGAGUCAAUCUUCUUGGGGUCCGCCUCGCUCAUCCUGAGGCCCGUCCUGGGCUUGGCCAGCACCGCCAUGCUCGGCUCGGUGCGGGGCGGCUCCUCGGUGAUGUCGGGCAUGGACAGGGAGAGGGCGAACGCCGGGACGUGCACCUCUGCGCCGCUGUCCGGUGGGCGGUGAGCGAAGGGGUUGGCGGCCAUCUUGAACUCCAGGUCGGUCUUGGUGACGUGUGGCUCCGUCACGGGCUGGUCCAGGUGGCCCGAGGUGUAAUGGACAUCACCUGUAUGGGGGAAGGACAGACAGGGGCAGAGAGUUAGAGAUAGAAAUAGAGAGUUGGGUCCAUUCCCCGUGUGUGUGAUUGUGACAUUGCAUACCCUUGCGUGAGAUGCCGGCUAUGAAGAACCUGUCGGGCAUUCCUGGGGGGGCGUCGAGUGCGCUGCCUGCGAUGGUUAUGGUGGUGAGAUCCAGCUCGCGGAAGCCCUCAAUCUCCUCCCAGCAGUUGCAGCCAUCGAUAACGUCGUCAUGACUGUGAAGGAAAGGACAAACAGACACAUCAGCAUACAUAGCACCCACACUUGUGUGUGAGUGGCUAAGUGGCGUCGCCUGGUGUAUGCUGCGUACCUCUGGCGCCACAAGAAGACCUGGCUGGUGGACAUGAGCACGGCGACGUGCCAGCGCGCCACAGCGAUGUCCCGGAUGCCCACUCCAGGCUGGCAGGGCAGGGAGUCAAACAUGACCGUGUCUUCCAGAUACACACAACCGCCCGACAGGCUCUCGUCACCCUGAAGGACAACAAACAGUACAUGAGUCACACACAGGUCUGCUGUGUGUGGCCCAUCUGUCUGUCUGUCUACCUGCCCCGUCUGAAGCGCAGAAUGAAGCGCGUGGGUCCGAAACAGCGGGCCGCAGGCCAGGUAACGCUCAGUGACCUCUGAAGCAAGGAGCAACACACACACACACACACACACACACACCGAUCCAUCCAUCCAUCCAUGUGUCCUUGUCGUACCGUCCUCCUGUUUGCGUGGCCGUCCCCGCUUCUUCUGAGGAACAGCGGCCCUCUUAGACCCCCCGGCGGGCACCAGCCGCCGCGCCUGGAGCCCACCCCCACCGCCAUUCCCACCCAGCCUCAUCAUUCCGACGCCCAUUCCCAAACCGCCCAUGCCCUCGUCGAAGCCGUCGAACAUCUUGAGACCCUCACGGUCGUGGGUCCCCUCAUGCGUCAUGCCACCCUCCUCACUGUCACCACGACCCUCACCCCCUCCCUCUCCCUCUCGGUCUUCCUUGUCACCGCCGAUGAGAUCCUGCAGCCCAUUGCCCCGCACCACCUGUUGGUGUCCGUUGGCGGCGAUGUUGGUCUCGUUGCCGAUCGACGACGGCAGACCUUCAUCGUCCACGGCCAUGCCGCUGUCCUCCUCCUCCUCCUCUUCCCCUCCCCCCUGAUGAAUCUCAUCGUCCUCCUCGUGAGUCACAGGUGGGGUGGGGAGCUGCGGUGGGCCAGCAGCGACCGCUGCUGCUGGUGGGAUGGCUGCCGCUGCAGCAGCUGCUGCUGCAGCGUUGUGAGGUGGGACUGCGUCGACGAAGGGAGGUGAGACCUCGGUGGGUGGCGACUGCUGGUCACCGCCGGAAGGGCCGAUGAUGCCGGGGGAUGGUGCGGCAGCACCCAUGCCGCUGUCACCCACGCCGUUCGCCGCCUGCAGCGACCAAAAGGCACAAAGAGCAAGUCAGUCACGUGUCUGGUGCGCACGUGUCUGUCAUCAUCUCUCCCCACCUGCAUGCCAUUGGCUGCAUUGCCAUCGCCUUGGUCGUCUGUGUCGUGGCCUGCCGCAUCGCCAUUCAUCUGGGGUGCGUCGUCGUCCAUGCCGGCCGCCGCAGCUGCCACGGCAUCGGACUCGUCGUGUGGCUUGUUGCCGGCUGCAGAUCUCGUCGGAUGGGCGUCGCUAUCCAUCUCGGUCAGAUCAACCUGGUACAACGAGCAGACGGGACGAUGCGCAUGCUACAGAAGGGCGACUGAAGGACGCUACUCUUCCUG
Molecule: messenger RNA, 4741 nt
Organism: Vitrella brassicaformis
Lineage: Eukaryota; Vitrellaceae
Source: the annotation of a GenBank genome assembly